Molecule: messenger RNA, 495 nt
Organism: Ilex paraguariensis (yerba mate)
Lineage: Eukaryota; Viridiplantae; Streptophyta; Magnoliopsida; Aquifoliales; Aquifoliaceae
Source: the annotation of a GenBank genome assembly
AUGGCAACUCCAACAAUUGCUGGUGCCAAGGAGAUGUUAGCCUAUUUAGAUGCCAAGGCUAGCGGGGAAAGAAGUGCUGCUCAGAAAGUAGUUUUGACUGACCUUAGAGAAGAAGCUGUUGUUUACAUUAAUGGCACACCAUUCGUCCUUAGGGAACUAAAUAAACCAGUUGAUACACUCAAACAUGUGGGAAUCACUGGUCCAGUGGUAGAACACAUGGAGGCACGGCUAAAAGAAGAUAUAAUAUGUGAGAUUAGACAAUCUGGUGGUCGAAUGCUUUUACACCGUGAAGAAUUUAGCCCGGCACUAAAUCAGGCCAGUGUCUUAGGAUAUUGGGAGAACAUCUUUGUAGAUGACGUGAAGACACCUGCUGAGGUAUACACAUCUCUGAUUGCUGAUGGAUACAAUAUAGCAUAUAGGAGGAUACCAUUAACUAGAGAGAGAGAAGCCUUAGCGUCUGAUAUUGAUGCAAUCCAGUAUUGUACGGAUGGGUAA